Rhopalosiphum padi (bird cherry-oat aphid) is the source of this 4672-nucleotide messenger RNA. RefSeq names its product protein big brother-like. Gene Ontology annotation, biological process: regulation of transcription by RNA polymerase II. The coding region runs from base 328 to 978 and encodes 216 amino acids. The transcript has 5 exons. The record is from RefSeq and is a predicted model, not a curated record. Lineage: Eukaryota; Metazoa; Arthropoda; Insecta; Hemiptera; Aphididae. Gene Ontology annotation, cellular component: nucleus; core-binding factor complex. Gene Ontology annotation, molecular function: sequence-specific DNA binding; transcription coactivator activity.
CUGCCGUCACCUCGUCCGCGCGCGGCAAACGGUUCCGCGUCGUCGUGCCGUCCGCUUCUGCGAACGCACGUUGGAUUUUUUGAAAAUUUUUUACUAGUAAUUAUUUUCACGCGCACACUACACUACACGAUUAUUGCGCACAGCGCACACUCCAAAUCAUAUUUUGGUACUCUGAGACAAUACUAUAGCCGAUAAGUGUUCUUUUUUUGACCAUUGACCACUGCAGUCGUACAAUAUUGUACCGUUCACACGACGUAUACACUUAACUAUAUACACGUAAUAGGUGUAUAUUAAAAAUCAAAAAGUCAAUCGAAAUACAUUGAAAUAAUGUUGAUGAUGAACGAUCUGGGAUCGAUGGCUGCCGGUAUGAUGCCGUUUGACCCGAUGUGCGGCAGCCUCUACGAGCAACAGCCGCCCAAGCCUCGCUUCAUAUUCAAGAUGCCGCGCGUCGUGCCCGACCAGAAGAACAAAUUUGAAACCGACGAACUUUUCAGGCGUUUGAGUCGUGAGAGUGACGUUCGAUACACCGGUUACAGAGACAGACCACACGAAGAACGCCAAAGUAGAUUUCAAAUCGGAUGCCGUGAAGGUCAUGUAGACAUUGCAUUCACUGCGACUGGAACCAAUUUGCAAUUAAUGUUUACUCCAAGUAUGCCAAUUCCUCCAUACCAUCAAUCUACCAAUGGUACUUGUAAUUUCGAAAAAGAACGGGGAAUGGUUCACAUACUGUCGCAUUUCAUAAUGAAUGGAGUGUGCGUCCGGUGGAAAGGACGCAUCGACUUGGACAAAUUGGACGGCAUCGGUUGUCUGGAGUUUGACGAAGAACGAGCAAUGAUCGAGAACAGGAUGUUGCAAGAGCAAAUCGAGAGAUACAACGAUCGUAUCAGAGAAUAUCAGGACAAACCUCGUGCCUACAGACACCAAGAGCGCGGUGUUACCGAUUCGGAUUUAGACGUGAAAAGAAGAUUGAACUAUUAAAUCAUUAGAUACCUACAUACAGAUACGACAUACGUGCAUAUACGUAUACACAAUAUACAUCAACAUAAUAUUGUAGUGUAUUUGUAUUUAUAUGUAUUUAUGUGCGUGUGUGUGAAAAAAUACUCAUGUUUUUAUUAUUUUUUUUAUAAUUGGUUUUUAUUUUUGUUACUUAUUUAUAGAAUUAUUAUAUUAUGAUUAUUAUUAUUAUUUUUUUUUUUAUAUAUAUUAUAUUUAUACUGACUCGCAGUGGCGGAUUCAAGGGGUUAGGUUCUACCCCCCUCCCCCAUGACAGUUAUAUUAUAUUAAUUGUAAAGCAUAACAUAAAAUCCUAAAUAUUGUGUUUGUGCUUACACAAUUAUAUGACAUGAUAUAUAUAAAAAUAUGAAAAAUUUUAAGCAACCCCCCAAAAAAAAUCCUAGAUCCGCCAUUGCAGUGAUUUACGUAUAAUGCAUUUAUUAUAUAUUAUUAUGAAUUGCGUUUGCACGUCAAACAAUCAAUAGUUUAAAAUAUCAUCAUACCAUUAUAUAUACCUAUAUUUUAUAUUAUCUAAAUUUAAAUAAGUUUUUGAGGAACGUGCAAAAAUCGAUAUUUAAUCUUUCGAACAAACUUUCAAACUGUAUUCGAUUGUAAAACCGUUCGUAUACUUUUGGAAAUCGUUGUAACUUUAUUGCUAGGUUGCAUAAACAACAGUGAUAAUUACUAAGUAUUCAAUGAAUCAAUAUAUAAUGAUUAAUGAGCUAAUGGCCUCUUAAACAUGAUUUAGUGACCGGAAAUUGGUCCAUUAAAUUUUAGAAAACCGUUAAGUUUAUCAAUUUUUUAUGCAACUUGGUAUAUACAUAUUAUAUACUUUUGAUAAUAUAGUAGAUAUGCUUUUUUAACAUAGAAGAUUUAGUGGCGCAUUUCCAGUGACUUUUAGCUAUUCUUUCUAAAAUGAAACUAUUAUUUGUUCUUACGUUUUCAAUAACAGUUUAAAAUUAUUUAAUACGAAUAAAGGGUGCAUUUUUAAUUUAAAUUUGGUAAUAUAUAGUCGAAAAAUCGUAGGAAAAAAAAACAUACAUUGCAAUAAUAAUAACUAUGUCACACAAAGAAAAACACACCUCAUUGUAAAAUCAAUACAUUCAUUUAUUGGAGCCGCUUAGAAUCUAAAAUAAUAAGUUAGAUCAUGAUUUCAAUACAGGUAUAAUAAUUUUGCAUGUACCGUAUCUCCGCACGGUCGAAAAAACGAACGCGUAGCUCCGCAUUCUAAAAAUAUUUUAAACACCAAACGUCCGCGUGGCACACAACUAAUAUAAUUAAUAAUGUUAAAACAUAUAUAUUUAUUUUCUAAUUAUAGUAGUUGCUUAAAAUAUUAUUCUUUAAAAUUAUUAAAUUAUUACAUAUCUACCUAUUCAUUUAAUUAAGUUUUAUUUAAAUAUGGCAAAUAAGAUAAUUGUUGUAAACAGUCAACGAAAAAAUGUGCUGAUAGUAAAAAGAAAUUAUAAAUAUUUCAAGUAUACAGACUUAAAAUCCGGAUAAAUCGGACUGAAAUGCAAACAAAAAACAUGUUAAUCAAAAUUAUACACAAUUGCCGUUGAUAAUAUUUUUUCGCAGGAAUCGGGUACACAUUCACAUGGGUGCGAUACUUCGGAAAGGGGAAGUGAUUGGUUAGUAAGUGAAUGGGCGCACAUUUUGAUACUUCAGACAGUGGACUGAUGGAUAUGUCAGAUGGAAGUCCUGUAAAAAACAGUGUACGUCUAUACCAGGGGCACCAAACGGUCGGUCUCGCGGACAAUUUCAAACUCGAUCAUGUUAGAAUUUGUUAUUAGUAAUUAUAGUUUAUAAUACUUGUUGUAUAUAAUUAUAGUUAUUCAAUAAUAAAAAAUUGUCUAUGGAAGUCGAUCCUCAAAGGUGAAAUAUAUUUUUAGUAGAUCGUGACCAAAAAAAGUAUGGCACCCCUGGUCUAUACAGUAAACAUAACUACUCUGUAUAGAUUCAAAUCAAAAAAUUGAUAGUAAAGUUUUACGGGAAAGUUGCAAACGAAAAGCUACAAGUACUAUAUCUAUAGUAGCUAAUAAAAUUAACUAAACUUCUAUAAUUAAUUAAACUCCCCUCCCUACCCUACAUCAUUAUAAGAUGCCAUUAAACAAUUAAAAUAAUUGUAAAAUGAAGAUUCAUUAAUGUUAAACGUUUUAAAUGGUGUAUUUGACAUUUGUAUCUGUAUUUAAAUAUUAAAAUAACCAUGAUUUUAAAUCUGUUAUAGAAAAUUUCGCAAUGUCGCACCCAAUUUCACGCGCAAUCGUACGCCGUUGAAUAGUCAAAUUCGUGUUCUUUGUUAUUCCGGCACUACGUGCAAUCGUACUCUACCGAGCAUAGACAUUCGCAUGAACAUAUCGACACAUUCGAUAACAAUAUUAUUGUUCGACAUAAAUAACGAUUAGAACGAUUAGUAAUAGAAAAAAACGAAUGGGACUUGAUUAUAUUACUGAUCGUCUCUCAAAGUUAAUAAAACUUAAAAUAGCAACUAAUGCAGUGGAGGAUUAACCACUAUAGUGCAUAUAGGCAUAUAGGCUCAUGAGGCUCAAGCCUACUGCGGCAACUUGUAGGGGGGUAACAAAUUUGAUAUGUUAUUUUAUUUUUAUUCCCAAAAAAUGAACUAAAAAAAAAAUUGAACCAUUACUAUUUUUCACUCCCGGGGCGGCUAUCACUCAUCACUCUUCGACGUUAGCCCAUUUAAACUACAAUCCUUGGAUAGUAUUAAAAAAAAAAAAAGAGGCUGUAAACACUGAGCGUGUCUCAGGGCGCCGUGAAAAUUAAUCCGCCACUGAACUAAUGUAGUGACAUGAAUUUCAUUAGAUAUAAAUAUUAAAUCAGGUUGUUUAGGCCGUGUCCGGUAUUUCCUAUAUCUAAUAUAUGUAUAUAUAUAUAUUAUAUUGUGUGCGGAGUUACGGUGUUCAAAAACAUAUGUGUAAAGUUAAGGUAUUAAAAAAAAACUUUGCAUGCGGAGUUUAAGUGAUAUAUUAUUAUAAAAUGUCCACGAUAAGUGCGCAGUUACGGUGCACCGGAAUUUAUAACAUAAUGUUUAGUUAUUAUUAUUUCAAAAAUAUGAAAGUUGCACAAUUACUAUAUUAUAUGUGUCCCAAGAAGUAAUUAUUAUUAAAAAAAAUUCAUUAACUUCUUUUUAAUUGAGUUAAGUUUAUAUUUUUCUUCGCAUAUUCAUUUUUAACCUUUAAACUCAAGUUAAUUGUUGUCAAUGACUUACCCAUCUUUGGAAAAAAUAAUAUCGGCUUCUAGGGGUACGGACCAACCGUUAAUAAACCACUGGACUGCAGUGGAGUAUUUACGGGGGGGGGAGAUUAUGGAAAUAUAUCUCCCUCCUUGACCCAUCUUUUUUAGCUAUUUUUAUAUGGUUAUAGUUGUGUUUUUUAUUUCUAUUUAUCACUCUAUCAGUAGUUAAUACAAUUUUGAGCCGUUUGGCAUCGACAAUUUUAAGUAUAUCUCCUCCUUUAAAGAAAUCCUAAAUACGCCACUGUUGAAUUGUAAUCUCAACUGUAAAACAUAUAAUUAAUAUAAUGCAUUAUAAUUUAUAACGAUAUAUUGUACGGUUAUAAAAUUUGUCAACCGAUUUACAAAUUUAAAUAUUAUAAAUAAUUGUAUUCUGAUCAUAUUUUAUAGUAUAUUAUAUGUACCCAUCAUAAUAUAUACAGAUAUUUAAUAA